CCAAAAGGGUUAAGGUUUCAUCAUUGCUCCCCAAAAGGGUUUCAUUGCUCCCCAAAAGGGGUAGUUACAUUGCUCCCCAAAAGGAUUAGGGUUACAUUGCCCCCCAAAAGGGUUACAUUGCUCCUCAGGAGGCUCCCCAAAAGGGUUAGGGUUACAUGGCUCCCCAAAAGGCUCCCCACAAGGGGUGGGUUUACAUUGCUUCCCAAAAGGCCGCUUUUCUACUGAUGCGAACAUUAACGGCACAUGGGACACAAUAGUGGAAGGAUGCACUUUCUCCCUCACGGUGGGCCAAAAACGAGACCCAGAAAGCCAAGGAGUAGCUUCCGGUUGGAAACUGCAAGGUUUUCCUUCGGGAAAGUCUUAGGAUUUCCUGCGGGUUUUAGGAAGAGGGGUUGAGGGAGUGUUCUUAAUGCGUUGUUCAAUGCCAUCGGAUGCUGGGUCACGUCAUUUUUGGUUCUCGCUUGGCGAUCAUAACCCUGAGGCCUUCUUUUCGUUGUGUCUUGCAGGGCAUUUUCAUCAAGGACUCCAACUCCCUGGCUUACUACAACAUGACCAGCGGGUCCAUCAUCCACUUGGCCCUCAAGGAAAGAGGAGGGAGGAAGAAGUAGGUGUAGGGGGUCCUUUGGCGACGAAGAGGCUGAGCUUUGGACCUCUUUCACGUCCAGAGAGAGAGCCGCCACCUUGCGCACGCAGCUGCUAUUAAGUUUGAAGCUUCGUUAUGCGCAUGUUGCGCUGUAAUGUUCGUUACGCCAAUGGCGUUCCUCCCUUCUGUAUUCAUUGCUUGUUUUUUCCCCUAGCCGUGUUUGGCUUGGCUUGGACCCAGUUCAAAACAUACAGAAAGCAGUUAAGAGAAUGAGUUAAACAUUUCAGCCUUGCUACCUGUAGUAUUUUGCAAGUAAAUUUAUGUUGUGUGUAAUAAAAAUUAUUACAUUCGUUUACGUCCCACUUUGUGUUUUGUCACCGCUCAGAUCCUAUAUCCUCGCAUUGCAAUGGUCAUAUAUGGGGCACUGAAGGUUAUAUAUUAUACUAAUGGUCAUGUAUGGGUCACUGAAGGUUAUAGAUUAUAUUAAUAGUCAUAUGGGACACUGAAGGUUAUAGAUUAUAUUAAUGUAUUAAUGGGACACGGUGAUACAUAGGAUCCUAUGUAUUGGAAGGGUCUCUCUCCUAAGGGUCCUAUAGUCCGAACCCAGAGAAGCGCAUGGCAACCAUGAUGUGGAGAGAAGCCCCAAGCCUUGUUUCCAUUUGAAAAGGUUCCAUGCCUGCCUUGGGUUCCAUGUUCCGCUCUAGAAUGCAGCUGAGGCCAGUGCGGCCGUUGGACGCCAGUCAGUGCCCUUCUGGACAGCGGCUUGACCAGUUCGUGGAGGGCAUCUUGACCUGUGGCCAUUCGGGUUCUCGGUGCUGCCAUGGCACGCGGAGAGAAUUUUCUCAACGCCGUCAGGAAGUCCAUCGGGAAGACCAUCAGGAAGACUGUCAAGUUCUUCUCGUGUAAUAUACGACCAAAAGAUGAGGAGGACGAGGACGUCCCCAGGCGUCUUCGAAGACACAAGAAGACGCAAUCAACCCACUUCGAGGAGGAAGUGGUGGAAGACAUCGCCGCGUUGUCCGCAGACAUCCAUCCCUCUCCGUCGGAGAAGCUGACCGCGGACAUCGAUCCCUCCCUGUUGGAGGAGUUGACCGCAGAUGUCUAUCCCCCUCUGUGGGAGGAGUUGACCGCGGACAUCGAUCCCUCUCUGUUGGAGGAGCUGACCGUGGAUGUCUUUCCCCCUCUGUUGGAUAAGUUGACCAUGGAUGUCCAUCAGUUUCCAUCGCGGGAGCUGACCGCAGAUGUCCAGCAGUCUCCGUCGCAGGGUUUGACCACGGGCAUCCAUACCUCUUCGUCGCAGAUAGUGGUCGUUGCACAGGUCCACCGUGCUUUUUCGGAUUCCCCCGAAACAGAGGAGGCCAAAGACAAGGCGGAGGAGAAGGAAGACAACGAAGGGGAUCAGAGCGUUGUCCAGAAAGAACAGUUGGCAAAGGACCUCGCCGAGGAGAAGCCUGCCAUCCUAUGGGACCUCGACGACGAUAUCUGGCGGGUGGAGGACGAAUGUCGCCCGCACUUGGUUUCGCGUAGGUAAGUUCUUCUCACCUGGCAGGAGGGAUGGCUGUUGUAACCC
This is a messenger RNA of Sceloporus undulatus (fence lizard), 2153 nucleotides long. Its product is annotated as fibrous sheath CABYR-binding protein-like. Lineage: Eukaryota; Metazoa; Chordata; Lepidosauria; Squamata; Phrynosomatidae. The coding region runs from base 1404 to 2114 and encodes 236 amino acids. The transcript has 6 exons. The record is from RefSeq and is a predicted model, not a curated record.